Chironomus riparius is the source of this 350-nucleotide messenger RNA. The record is from the annotation of a GenBank genome assembly. NCBI's taxonomy places the organism in Eukaryota, Metazoa, Arthropoda, Insecta, Diptera, Chironomidae.
AAAUGAUUUUAUUUAAAAUCUUUGUAAUAUUUUUAAUCAUUUUUGUUGUUGGUGGUGAAGGACGUGUGACUGGAUCAGCGUGUCAUGGAGGGGGGCGUGGUGGGAGACGAGGACGAACAACCACGACCACGACGACGACAUCGACAUCAACAGCAUCAACCACAACAACACGAUCAGGUUCCAAUUUUGGAGAAAAUGUCAUAGACGCAAGAGUUGGCUCACCAACACAGCCUCCAGCAGCUUCAUUAAGAUUUUCUGGAUAAGUUUUGAUGUUCCUGGUUACUGUUUUUUUUAUUUUUAUUUUAAAUUAAAAUGUCAACCUGAAAGCACUUGUCGUGAUCUAAAAAGCC